AAAUACGUCUAUUUUGCAUUAUAAAAAAUUGAUCUGUGCCAAACAUUCUUUGUGCAAACAGAUUUGAUAAAAAUAAAAAAAAUAAAAACUGUGUAUAGACAGCAAAAAGGGGUUUUUUACUUUCACUCACACGUUAUUUUGAAAAAAAUAAUAGAGGAAGAACAGAGGCUACUUUUUAAAUGUAUGAAACAUUAUGCAGGUCUCGACAUGGCGGGAAUUUCUUGACUGAUUUUUAGAAAAUCGCGGCCAUAAAUUUCUCGACAAGUCUGCUGCGAACACUUUCAAGGCGUCCAAACUGAGAGUCAUGGCGGCCACACUUCUGACCGAAGGAUUUAUCGAUCAAUUGAAUCAGCAUAUCGUGGGCCUGGAAGCUCAAUUCGCACAAUUAGCGCAAGAGCAGCAGGCAUUGGGCAAAACGAUUACAGACACUCGCUCAGCAUCCUUGACUGAAGCGGAAGUCACCGAAUUACGUCUAAUGAUGAACAAGGUGUCGUUAUACCAUACGAAACUGCUGUCGCUUCACUCGACUAUGAGCAUGCUAGGGGCACGUUCGAAACAACUGCAGAAUCGAGCGGCGAAACUAAAGGAAUCAAAACUUCAGUAUUUGGCACAAGUGGACGAUAUCCGACGGUUAGAGCAAGCGCGUGAUCAAGCGAUUGCUGCUAGAGUGAUUACGCCCAUACCAUCUUCUGCCCCUAUCGAACGUAGCUCAAGUGUGGCUAGUCAACUUUCUGUAGCUGGAUCAGAUCGUGCAAGCAGCAGUCCAACAGCACCAAGUCCCGCUUCAUCUUCACUUUCGAUAUCCUCAUCCACCGUCGCGUCACCAGAGCCAAUCAUUGCCAUGGCAAAGAAAAUCAAGCGCAAGAAACCCAAAGUUCGAGAAGUCGUUCUUGACGACAGUUCUUCGCCAAGCUGGCUACCCAAACGUUCCCAAAUUGAUUUGCAAAACACGCCCAAAAACAUUCCAUCAUGAAAGAGGGACAUGAUCAUUCCCAUGCAUAUAUUCGCUCCCACCAGUUUCCCCGUACCCUUCAUUAUCAACAUUGUAUACUCGAGAUAAACAACUAUGUAUCCUAUCAUCAUGUGAUUUUAUUUUCACACUACACUCACUUUUAUGCUGUGGGAACCAAAUACUGUUUUGUUGUUGAAAUAUGAUGGUGGAUGAAGUUCUUUUUUUGAAUCGGGCAUCAUCACGAUGAUUUUCGUGAGCUGGCCAUAUCGGUG
This is a messenger RNA of Radiomyces spectabilis, 1224 nucleotides long. RefSeq lists its product as uncharacterized. The coding region runs from base 305 to 973 and encodes 222 amino acids. The transcript is spliced from 3 exons. The record is from RefSeq and is a predicted model, not a curated record. Lineage: Eukaryota; Fungi; Mucoromycota; Mucoromycetes; Mucorales; Radiomycetaceae. Gene Ontology annotation, cellular component: BLOC-1 complex; extrinsic component of membrane; transport vesicle. Gene Ontology annotation, biological process: intracellular transport.